UGUAAUGCCGCCCUCCUGCACAGAGGGCGUGUUGCCUUGAAUCAGCCGCACUGAGCGGGGAGCGUGAGGGGAGCAGGUCUGGAUGAAGGCUGAUUAUUAUUCCUGGACUCAGACACUUGUGAUGAUGGCGGCCGAUGAGAAUGAAGAAAUGCGAAGCCUGGAGCUCAGUGGCCAAGUGGGGUUCAACAGCCUUCCUCAUCAAGUGGUCAGGAAGUUAGUUUCUCAGGGAUUUUGCUUCAACAUCCUCUGUGUAGGUGAAACAGGAAUAGGCAAAUCAACCCUGAUCAACACGCUUUUCAACACAACAUUUGAAAACGAGGAAGCUGAUCACUACGAGCGAGAAGUGAAGCUGCGUUCGCAGACGUACGAGCUGCAGGAGCACACUGUCAAACUGAAGCUGACUAUUGUGCACACUGUAGGCUUUGGAGACCAGAUCAACAAGGAUGAAAGCUGCAAACCCAUUCUUGACUAUAUCGAAGGCCAGUUUGAGAAAUAUCUGGAAGAGGAGCUAAAAAUAAAACGUUCCCUCUCCAACUAUGAUGACACCAGAAUCCACAUCUGCCUGUAUUUCAUUGCUCCCACCGGGCAUACCCUUAAAUCUCUUGAUCUGGUUAUGAUGAAGAAGCUGGACAGCAAGGUCAACAUCAUUCCCAUUAUUGCAAAGGCAGACAUCAUGUCAAAGACCGACCUGGGAAACUUAAAGAAGAAGAUCAUGACUGAGCUGCAGAGCUACGGCGUGCAGAUAUAUCAGUUUCCGAACGAGGAUGAGGAAGUUGGAGAGAUAAACUCUUCCUUAAAUGCUCGCCUUCCCUUUGCUGUCGUUGGAAGCACGGAGGAUGUUAAAAUAGGGAACAGAAUGGUGAAAGCAAGGUCGUACCCCUGGGGAGCUGUACAGGUGGAAAACGAAGAGCACUGUGACUUUGUUCAUCUGAGAGAGAUGCUUCUGCGCGUUAACAUGGAUGAUCUCCGGGAGCAAACACACUCUCGUCACUACGAACUCUAUCGCCGCUGCAAGCUACAAGAGAUGGGCUUCAAGGACACUGACCCUGACAGCCAGUCGUUCAGCCUGCAGGAGAUGUAUGAGGCCAAAAGAAGGGAGUUCUUCAAAGAGCUGCAGCACAGAGAGGAAUCAAUGAGACAGAUGUUUGUUAACAAAGUGAAAGAAACGGAAGCUGAGCUGAAAGAAAAAGAAAAAGAGCUUCACGAGAGAUUCGAAGUGCUGAAGCGCAUGCACCAGGAAGAAAAGAGGAAUCUGGAGGAGAAAAGGCGAGAACUGGAAGAAGAGAUGAAUGCUUUCAACAGGAGGAAGGUGGCAGCUGAAACGCUGAUGGGACAAGCGCUGCAGGGAUGUUCACAACAGCCGCUCAAAAAGGAAAAGGACAAAAAGAACUUCUUCAGUCUCCCCUCUGCGUGCUCCUUAAGCUCAGGAAGGAACCUGAAUUAGAAGACUUUCUAGCGCAUGAGAACAUCAGACUAACAAUCAAGUGUUUUUAUUUUUACAAUGUUUAAUAAAGUUUUUAUAGAACUAAAACAAGCUUCAAGGUGAGUCAACCUGAUGUCUUCAACGUCAUCUACAACUUUAUCUGCACACUUUUAAACAACGUGCUGUGGCAUUGUCUCUGCAUGGCUCCUGAACUUGAUUCCUGCAAGUACUAAGACGUCCGCUUCGCCAAAAUGUGUUUUGUACUACAGUGCCUUGCAAAAGUGUUCAUACUUCUUGAAGUUUUCCAGAAAUUGUUUAUGUUACAGCCACUAACUUCUGUAUCUUUUAUCAUGCUAUUAUAUUAUAUAAAAGAGCAAUGCAAAGUAGUACAUGUUGUGCAGUGGAACGGAAAUUAGACAUGGUUUUCAAAUUUUAUUUCUUUUGUAAAUAAAUAUCUGUGGUGUGCAUCUGUAUUUAGUCCUUUUAAGGUCAAUAUGUUCUAAAGUAGCUUUGUGCUGCUGGUAUGGCUUCUUUGCAGAUCUAAAAAUCAAAAUUUUAAACCUGUUCAAACUCAAUCAGUUUGGAUAUAGAGCAUCCUGUCUGCUGUGUUCCUUUGUCUGCAAAAGGAUCUUUGUUAUUAACUAAUGUUUUCUAAAAAACUAAGCAUCGGAGUACCAUAUACAGUGAGAUGGUGUUAGCCAUGGGUCGGACUCUUUAGAUAAUCAUGACUUCUGAAGGAACUGGUUGCAGUGAAUUUUAUUAAGAAAUUCUAGAGUAAAGAAACCCAUGCAACACUUUUUAUUUUUUAUAAAACGCUGAAACCAUGCAUCAUUUUCCUUAAACUUUAGAAUCAUGUGAUAUUUUGUGUUGCUCUAUCACAUAAAAUCCCAUUUAGGUUUGUGGUUGUAACAUAACAUAUUGAAAACUGAAUAUUUUUGCAAGACAAAUUUAAUGUGUAAUCAUCCUGUUCUUGCCUUGUAUUGCUUGUAAAUGGAAUGUUAAAAAAUUCACUGUGAGAUAUGUAAUACCCUCAUGUGCUAAUGCUGUCAAAUGACUUCUUGUUUGUAGCCAUGUUAUGAUUUAGAAGCACUUUAAAUGAACUGUAGUUCAGAAACUAUAUUGAUAUAUAUUUAAAACAAUGAAUGGUGUCUUGCUAUUCAAACAUUUAUAUUCUUAUAUAAUUUCUUAAAGAUGUAUAUGUAAUAUUUAAGACUUUAAACUAGAAAUGUUGAGUAUGCUGUUAUAACAUAAAAAGACUGGAUUUGAAUAAAUGCAGGAUUAAAAUCUCCUAAUGUUAAUAAAUCCUGAUGCCAGAUUUGUGUUGACUUGAUCACUUCCAGAUUAGAAGUGUGAUUCAAUAAAGUUUUUUCUUUUGAAAUGCA
This is a messenger RNA of Xiphophorus hellerii (green swordtail), 2805 nucleotides long. RefSeq names its product septin-8-A-like. The record is from RefSeq and is a predicted model, not a curated record. Lineage: Eukaryota; Metazoa; Chordata; Actinopteri; Cyprinodontiformes; Poeciliidae. Bases 83 to 1444 code for a protein of 453 amino acids. Gene Ontology annotation, molecular function: GTP binding. The transcript is spliced from 10 exons.